UUGGAAGUUUGAAACUAAAAUCGGCCUUAUUUGCAAACGAAAAAUAAUUUAUUAAUAAAAAUUUUGUAUAUGUAUUCUUAGCAAUCUAAAAAUAAAGACUAAAAAAUAAACUAGGAUAAGAAAAACCUCAACAUUAAUCUAAAUUGAAGAUUGAAAAUUUAAAUUUUAGCUUAUGAGCAUAAGAAAAAUAUGAGGUUGUUCGUAGGAUUCUCUUAAUUAGGCCAUUUAGUGUGAUGAGGUAGCGAGUGGCUCAACUCUUCAUAUCGGGCAUCCACAAUAUGCAUGUAAAGUGGGUUGUAAGGAAUAAAAUACUAGUACUACCAAGUUGUAUAUAUUAUGGGAGUAGUACGUAACAAAUAUCAGGUGAUAUGCUGACUACCUAGUCAUAAGGAAUAAAUAAAUCAUUUGUCUUAUCUCUCUAUCAUGGCCAGUGGUUGUGGGGUCCAGUUUACUAUUCAUUUUUCUUCUUUCACCAUUAUAGCUACAACAAUAACUAAUACCCAUAAAUUAGGUAGUAAGGGUCUAUUUGGAUUGUUACCCUGCCAAUUUUUUGGUAGUACCAAAAUCUAGGCAAGUUUUAAUAUUACCAAAUAUUUGGUAAGGUAAGAUUGUUUUUGAUCAUAUUUGGUUUGCUACCAACAUAGAGUCAAAAUGUGAAAUUGUAGUAAAGAAUGUUCUAGAUAAUGCCAAAUCUAGAUUAGGUAUUACCAAUGAAUGGGCUUCAAUCCAAAUCAAACACAAGUACUAUUCAAAUUACCAAAAUAUUGAUAGGGCAUGUUUUUGGUAGCAAUCCAAAUUGGCCCUAAAUAUUGGUGAUGCCCUAGAAAGAAGAUUGUCCUAACUCCAUGUCAGCCCAUCAAAUAACCUUGUCAGACUCCUCGUGCCCUGCAGAGGACAAGAGUGCCCCAUGAAAAAAAAAGAAUGAUCUAGAGGAGUGGUUCAAAAGGAAAGAAAUAAUGGGGGUGGCACCUUACAAAACCAAAGGAGAAAGAUAGUAUUCCGAUGAGUUACGAGCAAGCUCAUCUCUAACUCACCAUGAGACGUUAAGCUCAUCGUUACCGCUCCAUCUACACCUUCAAGCUUUCCGUCAUCGCCAAAAUACGAACAACUGCAAGAUCUGAGCCGCACGAAGCCUAUGGAUCCACAACAAUUUUGUGUUUGCUACGUAGAGCUCCCUGAGUUCCUCUUUUCCAUCCCAUUCGGCGACAAGGAGGAGGUGAAGGUAGCAUAGCGUUCGAUGACUAGGAGGAGAGGCAACUCUUGGUGUUCAGCAUUGGGCAACAAGAAAGAGAGAGCCAUGGCAUUUGGUGAUUUGGGGGGGGAUUAUGGUAGGGAGCGAUGAGGUAAUGGAAUCUAAGUGCGUGGAGGAGAGAAAGGGGUUAGGAGGGAGGAGAGACACUGAUAAGUGGACCUGUGUGAAGUUAAUGAUAGAUAUGUAGUGCCAUUUCUUACCACAAGGUAUACAAUACAAAAAUCUUGUUAUUUUAAUAAUAUAAAAUUUAAUAAAGCCUUUCCUUCCAGUUCGGAAAACGAAGCAGCUCAUUAGCAUAUAAUUAAUUAAGUAUUAGCUAAAACUAACUUGAAAAAUGGAUUAAUGUGAGUUAGGAACCCAUACAAACAAACGCAGCCUAAGGAGACUGGAACACAACUACCCCAAAAGAUAGGCAUCUAUGUUAAAAUCUUUACAUAGCAUCAUAUUAUAUGGCGCGCACCCUGUUCUUGAGACCACUUGUAGGACUCUGGAGAUUUUCUUAACCAACUCUUAGAAAAAAAAUGACUGUUUACUUUUAUUUCUCUUUCGGUGAGGAAGAUGAUUUCUCGAUUGGUCACGGGACACACCGGCAGGCGGCAGCUGCCAGCAGAAGGGACCAUGCACGCAUUCGAAACUCAUAAGACUAUCUCCAACAAUAAUACCCUUAACAGGAGACCCAUUGGACGGUAUGCGUCGCUUGCGGCAAAAGGGUCACGCACCUAUUUCUUGCCUUCUCCAACAGCGAACGCAAAAGGAAACCAUGCAAUGCGGACAGUUUCCUUCGCGGGCCCGCAAUGAAAUUUUUACGCGGGAAACGGAGGGUGUCGUGCGAGAUAUACCGGGCGCGGGGCGCGGGACUACGGGGUUGGCUCGAUGGCGGGAUUGUUUUGCCGCCCUGGCUGCAUGUGAGAAGGGAGUCUCAGUAGCAGCGAGGUAGCCGCCGGCGAGCAACCGUUCGGACAAGGCCGAACGUUGGCGCAGCAGAGUCAAUCAGAACACAAGUAAUCUGAUUUCUAGCAUUUGCUUGUUCGAUGUCACAUUCCCUUUUAAUUUGUGGCUAAUUUGUCCCUAAAUCGGCUUGGCUUUAGACCUGCACUUCCGUUGUGGUGGCCAUGGCUUGGAGUUACGUCAAAAUGUCAAUGUUUGGGACAGCCGCAACAUACUCUGAGGACGAUGAGAUCAUGGCCGCAGUGGUCAUCCUCACCCAGACGCCACGAAAACGCCCUUGGGGAGGUUCAGUCCCUGGCCACAAGACUUAUAAGCGUGAUCGAAUUGCAGCAGACUGGCAAUUGAAUGAGGACUACUUCGUUGAACGUCCACUUUACAAUGAAGAACAUUUCAGGAGGAGGUUUCGCAUGAGACGGGAAUUGUUCCUUCGAAUAGUGGAUGAGGUCACAGCCAAGAACAGGUUCUUCACACAGAGGAGAAAUGCUGCUGGGCAAUUAGGAUUCUCUGCUCUUCACAAGUGCACGGUGGCUCUAAAGAUGCUAGCAUAUGGAGGACCGGCUAAUGAGUUGGAUGAUCAUUUGAAAAUGGGAGAAAGUACUGCCCUAAAGACCCUGAAGGAAUUUAUUAUGACUGUGAUCAAGGUGUUUGGCAAAGAAUUUCUUCGUCCUCCCAGGAGUGAGGAGAUAGAGCACAUAUUAAGCAUCAAUUUGGCCAGAGGUUUUCCGGGAAUGAUAGGUAGCAUUGAUUGCAUGCACUGGGAAUGGUCUAGCUGCCUGACUGGUUGGCAAGGCAUGUACAGAGGGCACAAAGGCAAGCCAACUCUAAUACUUGAGGCAGUGGCGACCGAGGAUCUUAGGAUUUGGCAUGCUUACUUUGGUUUACCAGGGUCUCACAAUGACAUUAACGUUUUGCAUCGUUCCAAUGUUUUUGAUGAUGUGCCUAACGGGAGGGCACCCUCUGUUGAGUUCCAUGUCAAUGACAAUAUCUAUUCCCUUGGAUACUACCUAGCAGAUGGCAUCUAUCCUGAUUGGGCUACACUAGUGAAAAGCAUUGCUUUGCCAGUUAGCAACAAACAAAAGGUAUUUUCAGAGCAACAGGAGUCGUGUAGAAAGGAUGUGGAGAGAGCUUUCGGUGUCCUGCAGGCUAAGUGGAAAAUCUUGCAUAGGCCAGCUCGUUUAUGGAGUCCAAAAGUACUUAAUUCCAUCAUGCGUGCUUGUGUCAUACUUCACAACAUGGUAGUUGAAGAUGAGCGUGGGGUUCAGCUACCUACUGUCCAUCCAUCAUAAUGGCCUGGAGUGUCCGACCCACCUAUUAACCAGGAUAGGGAAAUCCCGGCAAUUGAGAAACUUGUUGAUGCUCAAAACAUCAUUCAGGACAGAGAGACAACAGCAUUGCUUCAAAAUGACAUGAUGGAACACAUGUAGAUGCCAUAUGGCCAAUGCUCUGGUCCCUUUGCUCCAAAUCACAGGAACUAGUCUUUAGUUGUAGGCUUAGUUUUUUUGCUGCCUACUCAUAAGACCUUUGUAUUUUGUUGGCUGCUCACAUGAACUAUAGUGGCUGAAAGAUAUUUUGUUGCCUGUUGGUAAGAAAUA
Messenger RNA from Oryza sativa Japonica Group (Japanese rice), 3792 nucleotides. Its product is annotated as protein ANTAGONIST OF LIKE HETEROCHROMATIN PROTEIN 1. The record is from RefSeq and is a predicted model, not a curated record. NCBI's taxonomy places the organism in Eukaryota, Viridiplantae, Streptophyta, Magnoliopsida, Poales, Poaceae.